CCGGGCAUCUGGUACCGGACAAGCGGCGGCUGCGCGCAUGGAGGCGGCGGCGGCCCCGGCCCCGGGCGGCGGCCCCGGUACCCUGUUGCUCUGCCUGGCACUCGCCUCCGGUUUGGCUGUCUUUGGUUGUGUGGGUGCUGACACAAAUGUCACCACUGACCAUGGAACAGAGGGAUUUACCUGUGGCACACCCCGGAGCUGCAUGGGGAAUGUGACACACCUGAGGCGGCAGGGACACUUCUCCAAGUGCCCAGAGGAAUACAAGCACUACUGCGUCAAGGGGAGAUGCCGAUUCCUCAUGGCCGAGAAGACACCGGCUUGUGUGUGUGAGAGGGGCUACACGGGGGCUCGCUGCGAGAGGGUGGACAUCUUCUACCUGCGAGGCGACCGGGGACAGAUCGUCAUCAUCUCCUUGAUUGCUGCCAUCGUCACCCUUAUCAUCCUCAUAGUCUGCGCCUGCCUCUGCAGUCACCACUGUCGGAAGCAGCGCAGGAAGAGAAAGGCGGACGAGAUGGAGACAUUAAACAAGAAUUUGCCUUCCAAAAGCGAGGAUGUGCUGGAGACAGGCAUUGUGUGAAGGAGCUCCAGGUACCUGCAGGCGGGUCCCGGACAGAUAGCAGCACCGGCUGGCUCGAAUGGCGAGGGCUAAGACUAACGGCGGCGUUAAUAAAGGGGUGAACGGGAA
This is a messenger RNA of Melopsittacus undulatus (budgerigar), 685 nucleotides long. It is a transcript of the gene BTC, whose product is annotated as betacellulin. The coding region runs from base 38 to 577 and encodes 179 amino acids. The transcript is spliced from 6 exons. Lineage: Eukaryota; Metazoa; Chordata; Aves; Psittaciformes; Psittaculidae. Gene Ontology annotation, biological process: epidermal growth factor receptor signaling pathway; positive regulation of cell population proliferation; positive regulation of mitotic nuclear division. The record is from RefSeq and is a predicted model, not a curated record. Gene Ontology annotation, molecular function: growth factor activity; epidermal growth factor receptor binding.